GUGAUCAUGGCGGAUGUGUUGAGUGUUCUUCGCCUGUACAACAUCCAGAAAAAAGAGAUCGUCGCGAAAGGGGAUGAAGUUAUCUUUGGAGAAUUCUCCUGGCCAAAAAAUGUCAAGACGAACUAUGUCAUUUGGGGAACUGGAAAGGAGGGACAACCUAAAGAGUACUACACUCUUGACUCUAUUCUAUUCUUGCUCAACAAUGUACAUCUUCCUCACCCGUCCUAUGUGCGCAGAGCUGCGACAGAGAACAUCCCUGUCGUAAGACGACCAGACAGGAAAGACCUGCUUUCAUAUCUCAAUGGAGAAAACUCAUCAUCAACGAGUAUCGACAGAAGUGCACCCAUUGAGAUUGGUCUGCAAAGGCCAACACAAGUUAAAAGAGCUGCAGAUGAAGUGUCAUCAGAGGCAAAAAAGCCACGGGUUGAGGAUGAGGAGCGAGUGCGUCUGGAUAAAGAGCGUCUGGCCGCUCGUCUGGAGGGUCAUAAGGAAAGCAUUGUGCAGACAGAUCAAAUCAGAUCGCUGUCAGAGGCCAUGUCUGUGGAGAAAAUCGCUGCUAUCAAAGCCAAGAUCAUGGCCAAGAAGCGUUCUACCAUCAAGACUGACUUGGAUGAUGACAUCACCCUGAAACAGAGAAGUUUUGUGGACGCAGAAAUGGAUGUGACCAGAGACAUUGUGAGCCGAGAGAGAGUCUGGCGGACGAGGACGACAAUUUUACAGAGCAGUGGCAAGAACUUUUCUAAAAAUAUAUUUGCUAUCCUGCAAUCGGUGAAGGCCCGGGAGGAAGGGCGAGCACCUGAACAGAGACAGACACAGAACCAAAACCAGGUGGAUCCAGCAAUACGAAAUAAACAGCCUGUCCCGGCAGCCUACAACAGAUACGAUCAGGAGCGAUUCAAAGGGAAAGAGGAAACUGAGGGAUUCAAAAUCGACACAAUGGGAACUUAUCACGGCAUGACUUUGAAGUCAGUGACGGAAGGAGCAUCUGCUAGAAAGGCCCAAACACCAGCUCUGCAGCCUGUUCCCAGACCAGUCUCACAAGCAAGACCUCCGCCCAACCAGAAGAAAGGUUCAAGAACUCCCAUUAUUAUCAUCCCUGCGGCCACAACGUCUUUAAUAACAAUGCUCAAUGCUAAGGAUCUCUUACAGGACUUGAAGUUUGUCACGUCGGAGGGCAAGAAGAAGCAGGGCAUUCAGAGAGACAAUGAGGUUCUGCUACAGAGACGGAAAGAUCAGGUGCAGCCAGGUGGUGCCACACUCACUGUCACAGUGCCCUACAGGGUGAUCGACCAGCCACUUAAACUCGCCCCACAGGACUGGGAUCGUGUAGUGGCAGUCUUUGUGCAGGGUCCUGCCUGGCAGUUCAAGGGUUGGCCAUGGCUUCUUCCUGAUGGAUCCCCCGUUGAUAUUUUUGCCAAAAUCCGAGCCUUUCACCUGAAGUACGACGAGGCACGGACAGACCCAAACGUACAGAAAUGGGACGUGACCGUGCUGGAGCUGAGCCACCAUAAGAGACAUCUGGACCGGCCUGUCUUCUUGCGCUUCUGGGAAACACUGGACAGAUACAUGGUUAAACACAAGUCAUAUCUGAGGUUCUGAGGAGAUCGCUGGCCGUCCAUCUGUCAGCUUAUCAAGACUGUCAAGAUCCUUCUAAAAACCUGCCAAGAAUGGACUACUACACCCCUGUUCCUCUCAGCCCCCUGAAAGUACUUUGCAUAUUAAUCUGCUUCACCCUCUGCUGACACCAAUAUGAUUUCUAGUCUCUUCCACCCAUAGAUUAAACUAAAGUGUCUACAGGUCAGGGUGGGCGAGAGGACAUUAUGAAGUUUGGGUUGGCCCUUUCACGUUUUCUAAGUUGAUAUGCAUUUUUCAUAUGUAAAGCAGCUGGAAAGCAGGCAGAAUCAAAAGGAAAUCAUUGGAAUCCUGUUUUCUAUGCCUUCUCGUUUGGGCUUUUGGAUAAAAGAAAACCAUUAAAUAUGAUGGCUUACUGAUAUGAAUAUAAUGACUACAAAGUCAAAAAGCUCAUGGAAUAGAUUCCCUUUUUCCCCUUUAAUUUUUGGCAAAUGUGCUUUUCUGCCUUCUGUUCUAUGAAGAGUAGUGCGUUGAGGUUCACUGCACAAAUGCAGUUAGUAAAAGUGGUACAUGUAAAUAAAGGCCUCUUGGGUUAGGAUGAGAUAUGCCUUCAUAUCGUAAUAACCUAAAACAAUACACAAAGUGUAAGGCUACAGUUCUAUAAAAAUCUGUAAGUUAGAUUUUUGAUUGUUAAAAUGCCCUGUUAUUCUAAAAUAUAUUUGAAAAGUAUGUUUUGUUUUACCAAACAUCCAAGAAGUACUGCUUGCAUGAAAUGGUCAAAAAUGCAGCUGCUUCUAUAUGGCUGAGUUAGUGAUCUGAAAGGGGACAUUUUUUUUUGGAUUGUUCUUUUUGUAUAAAUCAGUUUGGAAGUAAUGUUUGUUUAUAAACAUUUAUGUUGAAUGUGGAUUAUUAUUAAAAAAGAAAAUAAACAAAUGU
Xyrauchen texanus (razorback sucker) is the source of this 2508-nucleotide messenger RNA. RefSeq names its product cell division cycle 73, Paf1/RNA polymerase II complex component, homolog (S. cerevisiae) (gene cdc73). Gene Ontology annotation, cellular component: Cdc73/Paf1 complex. Bases 7 to 1599 code for a protein of 530 amino acids. Gene Ontology annotation, molecular function: RNA polymerase II complex binding. The record is from RefSeq and is a predicted model, not a curated record. NCBI's taxonomy places the organism in Eukaryota, Metazoa, Chordata, Actinopteri, Cypriniformes, Catostomidae. Gene Ontology annotation, biological process: positive regulation of transcription elongation by RNA polymerase II; transcription elongation by RNA polymerase II. The transcript has 17 exons.